AGUGUUGUCGCAGCGACCUAAUAUACCUUGAUAGCCACGCCUCCUACGUUAAAAAUCUAAAACCCCACCCCAAAUCUCUUGCAUCUCUAAUGCUAGUCUGGAAUGACAAACAGGACACUAACUUUACAUUCAUUUGAAUUUGGGAGCUCGGAUAUCGUUUAACGCCCUGGCAAUCGACUAAUUGGAUUUUGAGUUUUCUCUUGCCAUAUAUUUUUUUUUCUUUGUUUUGUGCGUGGACAUUUUUGAACGCCUGCCUGGUGAUAAUGCCCAGUAGUGUUGCCAACGAAGGCUACAAGUUUCAGAGCAGCCGCAGUAGCCCAAGCGGCUCCCCGGCAACAGUUCCUGACGACGUUGAGGUUGUGGACGAGGCACUCACCCUGCUGCAACUGGAGACUCAAACAAUUCCCCAGGAUGUUGCUGUGCCGGCUCGGAGCAGAGCGGGAUGGCAGAUUAAAGGUUCCUCACUGUCCCUCAAUACGCACAAUCGCAUUCGUAAUAUUGUCGAAUCGCUGAAGAUUAAUCCGAAUCCACAGAAGCCCAUGAUACCGUUGUCCAUAGGCGAUCCCACCACAUUUGGUAAUCUGAAGGCCGCCGAUGAAACGAUGAAGGCGGUGAUGAAAUCCCUGGAGAGCGGCAAGUUCAAUGGCUAUGCCCAUACUCAGGGGCACGAGGCGUCGCGUCAGGCGGUGGCCAAGUAUAGUGCUCAUCAACGGCCGAAUGGGGUGAUCGAUCCAAGUGAUAUCAUGCUCUGCAGCGGCUGCUCCUCGGCACUCGAGUAUUGCAUAUUGGCGUUGGCCGAUCGCGGCCAGAACGUGCUCGUGCCGCGGCCAGGCUUCUGUUUGUACUAUACACUUGCCGAGGGCUUGAACAUUGAGGUGCGCUACUAUGACCUGUUGCCGGAGCAGCAGUGGCGCGCUGAUCUUGUCCAGCUGGAGAGUCUCAUCGAUGAGAAUACGGCCGCAUUGCUAAUCAACAAUCCAAGCAAUCCGUGUGGCAGCGUCUUCGACAAAGCCCAUCUGCAGGAACUAGUUAACAUUUGCGAGCGCCAUUAUCUGCCCAUCAUUGCCGAUGAGAUAUAUGAACACUUUGUGUUCCCAGGCUCGCGACACGUGGCGGUCAGCAGUCUGACGCGGGAGGUGCCUGUGCUGUCCUGUGGCGGGCUGACCAAACGUUUUCUGGUACCUGGCUGGCGUAUGGGUUGGAUUAUCGUGCACGAUGAUCAGCAACGUCUGGGAACUGCCAAGUCCGGGCUCAAGAACAUGUGUGGACGCAUCCUUGGCAGCAAUACGAUCAUUCAGGGCGCACUUUCUGAUAUACUUACCAAAACGCCACAGAGCUACUUUGACGGAGUGAUCGAUGUGCUCUAUUCAAAUGCUCAACUCGCCUACAAUUUGCUUAAGCCGGUGCUGGGACUGAAACCCGUAAUGCCCAACGGAGCCAUGUACAUGAUGGUUGGUGUCUGCAUCGAGCGUUUUCCGGCCUUUAAGGAUGACACACACUUUGUGCAGGAGUUGGUCAACGAGCAGAGUGUGUUUUGUCUGCCCGGCAGUUGCUUCGAAUUUCCGGGAUAUGUGCGCAUUGUGCUCACGGUACCACGCAACAUGAUCGAGGAGGCCUGUGUCCGCAUCGCUGAGUUCUGUGAGGCGAACUACAAGAAGGAUAACCAAGCACUGAUCGAGGAAAGCCUGCUAGACGAUGCCCAUGUGCACUACUAGGACUCGGUUGUGGAUUGUGGACCGUGGAAUAUGGGAUGGAAUAACAUAAAUGGGAACUAGAAUUGGAACCAUUAUUGAAACUGGGGAGCAAUUUAUUUAUUAGAUGCCCUAGGCUACAGUUUCUCGGUUUCUAUACAUACAUACAUUUAUAAGUACAUAUAUAUUUCAAUAAAAACCUAUACGUAUAAUAUAAGGAGUAUUGUCUUGACAAAUUUUUUGUGGAAUUGAAACACACAGACGCAUAAGAGUUUGAAAGAGUCCAAGAGUCAUUUACAAAGAAAGCUAUAUGUGUUUUAAAAAUGUUUAAACAACUUUUUGUUUAGCUUGAUCGGUUAUACAUAAGUGGCAAUAUAUGUAUGUAUGUGAACAGCACAAGCGUUCGAUCUGCAUAAAUAAAUAAGCACUAGCAGUUUUCUGCAUGUA
Molecule: messenger RNA, 2138 nt
Organism: Drosophila grimshawi
Lineage: Eukaryota; Metazoa; Arthropoda; Insecta; Diptera; Drosophilidae
Gene: Tat
Product: tyrosine aminotransferase
Exons: 4
Coding region: 264-1715 (483 amino acids)
Biological process (GO): biosynthetic process; aromatic amino acid metabolic process
Molecular function (GO): L-tyrosine:2-oxoglutarate transaminase activity; pyridoxal phosphate binding
Source: RefSeq, a predicted model, not a curated record